Molecule: messenger RNA, 2052 nt
Organism: Trichomonas vaginalis G3
Lineage: Eukaryota; Parabasalia; Trichomonadida; Trichomonadidae
Product: ribosome biogenesis protein family
Exons: 1
Coding region: 1-2052 (683 amino acids)
Biological process (GO): endonucleolytic cleavage of tricistronic rRNA transcript (SSU-rRNA, 5.8S rRNA, LSU-rRNA); ribosome biogenesis; maturation of SSU-rRNA from tricistronic rRNA transcript (SSU-rRNA, 5.8S rRNA, LSU-rRNA)
Cellular component (GO): preribosome, small subunit precursor; nucleus
Molecular function (GO): U3 snoRNA binding; GTP binding; GTPase activity
Source: RefSeq, a predicted model, not a curated record
AUGUCGGGACACCGCUCCCACCUUAAACAAAAGAACAAACCACAUAAAUCAGGACAUUCGGCGAAGCAGCAAUACAAAGUAAUUAGCAAGAAUCUUCCAGGCGCCAAAGUUGUCGAUCCAAAAGGACAAAAAGAUCGUAGAAUGCAAACAAACGACGCAAAGCGCCAGGCCAAGAUUGACCAAGCCGCUCUCAUCAAGACAAUCGGUACUAAAAACGGACCACCAAAAAUUUUUGGUGUUUUGAAAUGCAGUGAAAGCGCAGAUCCAGAAUAUUUCAUCAACCAGUUACACUUUGAGCCAGAAGUUGAAGGAUUUGUAUAUCCAUCUGGUACAAUUUCAUCUGGAAAUUUCUCUCAUCGUGUUAUUCCUUUAGCCAUGAACAAUUCAUUAGAAUCGCUUCUUGAUAUGGGCUCCGUUGUAGACGUAGUCGUUCUUCUCUUCGAAAGCGGAGAACCACUUAGUAAUGAUGGUCAAAACGCCAUAACCAUCCUUAAAGGACUUGGUUUACCAACAUGCAUGGCAGUAAUUUUCUCUUCCAACGGUGCUGAGAUCAAGCAAAGCUUAAUUCCUGAAUAUCGUCGCUACAUCCAAAAAGAUCUUCCAGAUCUUGACAGAAUCAUCCCAGUUUAUAACGAAGCCGGCAUCGGACAGUUCAUCCGCUUCCUCAGUGUCGCUUCUCCACGCAAUAUCUCAUGGAAAGAGAACAGACCAACAAUGUUGAUUCAAAAUUACAUUGUUAACGCACCAGCCAAGCAAGUUACUAUUCAGGGAUAUCUUAGAAACGCUCCACUCAGCAUUAACCAAAUCAUUACAAUUCCAAAUGUCGGAGAUUUCCAAUUCCACAGCGUCAACGAUAAAAUACCAGCAACAAACCUUCGCCACGAGAUUAUUUACGAGAAUGAUGCCGAAGCCGACGUCAUUAAUGACGAAAUCCGUCCUCCACAGACAAUUAAUGUUCCAGAUCCAGUUGAACCAUUACAUAUGUCCGAUGCCCGACCAAACCUCGAAGAAGAAGAGGACAUGGGCGAAGAGGACUUCCAAGAAAAUUACCAAGAAGACUAUCCUCUCGAAAAUGAAGAAGAUGAUAACGUCGAUAUUACAGUUUGGGAACGUAAAGAGGACGAACUUGAAUUCCCCAACGAAUUCGAGUACGACAACACCGUAAACCUUCGUCAGAGGCUCAUCAAAUACCGUUCAUUAAAAUCAUUUGUCAGAUCUCCAUGGAAUCCGAACGAAAACCUUCCACCACAAUACUCCAAGAUCUUCGAGUUCCCAGCAUUCGUUCGUACCUCCGAAACAGCCAUUGCCGAACAAGCUGAAGGCGAGAUCUUACCAGGGACACAAGUUUCAGCCGUUCUCAAUACAGAAGAGGACACAGAGAUUUUCCAGCGCAUUCCUGUCGGCAGAGUCAUGACAAUGUACGGUCUUUUCAGGCACGAAACGAGAUUCACUGUUCUUAACUGCACAAUCAACAACACUACCGAGAUUCCUCUUGAAUCAAAGAAGGACGAGUUGUUGAUGGUUUGUGGAUUCAGACAUCUUUGGAUCCGUCCAAUUUACAGUGAAGACACAAGAUGCGACAAGCACAGAUACAUGAAGUACAUCAAGAAAGGAGAUGCAGCAAUUGCAACAUUCAUUGCUCCAGCAGUUAUGCAGACAGCUCCUAUUUUGUACUUCAGAAACACUCCAGAAGGAAUCGAGUACACAGGAAAUGGAUCAAUUAAAACAGUUGAUCCAAGUAGAAUGGUAAUAAGAGAGAGAAUUCUCACAGGAAAUCCAUACAGAGCGAAUGGAAAGACUGCAAGAGUUUCAAUGAUGUUCUUCAACAAAGAAGAUGUCGAAUGGUUCAGAACUGUUCCUCUUAGAACAAAGAAUAAACAGAAUGGUCACAUCACUGCAACAGUCGGAACUAAAGGAAAGUUCAAAGCAAUCUUUAAUGAAAUUGUUGACCAGGCUGAUACAGUGUAUAUGUCUUUGUAUAAGAGAGUCUUCCCACCGCUUUGCGACGGAAGUGAUGGAAAGCCUCCGGCUCCUUGCCCUGCUAGAUUCUAA